UCUCGAAUGAAGUAGCUGAGUUUCAGUUGUUCUGCUUACACACUAAAAGUAGUGUUAUGUACGUUAGUAUUGGUAGUAUAAGAGUAUAGUAUAAAAGUGAACAUCAGGUGGAGUCGAGAAACUGUACAUACAAUUAACAUAGUUUUCUUUAAUACAUUCCAACUACAGUAAAAAGUGUUAUAUUGUAAAAGUGCAUUCGAAGUAUUGAAGAAGCCCCGUCGAAGUUACUGCAUCACGAAUCGACAGGGGCUAACAAUGUUUGCUAAGAAAAAGAAGAAACCACAAAUAUCUACACCAACAAACUUUGAACAUAGAGUCCAUACAGGAUUUGAUAAACGAGAGGGCAAGUUUGUUGGAUUACCACUACAAUGGGCUUCAAUAGUAGGAAAUAAUCAGAUCCUUAAAUCAACCAAUCGACCAUUACCAUUAGUAGACCCAAGUGAAAUUACACCUACAGAAAUUCUUGAUUUAAAGACUAUAGUACGAGGACAUAAUGAUCCUAGAGUAAAAGUAUUGAUAAAUGAUAAAACUACAGAAAAUGGAUUACCCAAAACUAGUACAGUUGCCAGAUCAAAUUCACUUCGUUCUUCAAGUCCUCCACGACUUAGGAGAGAUUACAGGCAUAAUACUAAUCUUCCACCAUCUGUUCCUGAAGGACAAGAAGUAUCUUCAAAUACUAGUCAAAUGCAAGGAUAUACAAACUUUGGAAAACCACAUAGUUACCUUGAAAAAAUGAGACAAAAUUCGCCAAGUGUUACAUCUGGAUUAAACCCUAACAUUCAAAAUAUGAUUCCAAAUCUUCAAAACUUAAACCCUAAUAUGCAGUCUUCACCAAAUUUGACUCAUGCUGGACAAAAUGCUCCUAAUUUAUCUAUUAAUUUUCAAAAUUUAAGUCCAAUUGUUAACUCACAAAGCUCAACGUCAAAUCCAACUACUCCACAAGUUCCAGAAUCUGAAUUCCACAGAUUAAAUGCUCAAAUGACGAUGGCAUCAAAUCAAUAUAAUGGCAAUCUUCAGAUUCCAAUCAAUGAAGUAUCUACAAGAGAUCAAGUUGCUCAAAAUAUGUUAUUACAAAAAUUGCAACCAAAAAUUUCACCAGUUGGAUCAAUAGCCUCACAAAGACCAUUAAGUCAAUUGAGCUCUCAUAAUAUUAAUAAAUAUCCUCCAAAUUAUAAUAUGUGUGAAAAUCCAUCUACGAUGCAACCUCAUUUGAAGAAACCAAUGGAAACCUCACAGUCAAUGCAUAACUUAUCAAAGCCAAAUGUUCCUUCCACAGUUGCUGGAACCACUUCAACUCCAGAUCAAAAUCAAAAUAUGAAAAAUGCGUUAUCAUCAGGUAAUUUAACAGUUGGCUCAAGUUCAAAUAGUUCCAACAAACAGACUGCUGAACAGCGACUAACACAUGAGCAAUUUCGGGCAGCUUUACAAAUGGUGGUAAGUCGAGGAGAUCCUCGAGAAAAUUUAGAAAAUUUUUUGAAGAUUGGAGAGGGUAGUACAGGAACUGUAUGUAUAGCAACAGAUAAAAGUACAAAUCGUCAAGUUGCAGUAAAAAAAAUGGAUUUAAGAAAACAACAAAGGCGAGAAUUGCUUUUUAAUGAAGUUGUUAUUAUGAGGGAUUAUCAUCAUCCUAAUAUAGUAGAGAUGUAUGAUAGUUUCCUAGUAGAUGAUGAGCUUUGGGUUGUGAUGGAAUAUUUGGAGGGUGGUGCAUUAACGGAUAUUGUAACACACUCGCGCAUGGAUGAGAGUCAAAUUGCAACAGUGUGUUCUCAAUGUCUUAAGCCAUUGGCAUAUCUACACUCACAGGGAGUUAUUCAUAGAGAUAUUAAGUCUGAUUCAAUAUUACUUACGGCAGAUGGAAGAGUGAAAUUAUCUGAUUUUGGUUUCUGUGCUCAAGUCUCUCAAGAAUUACCAAAGAGAAAAUCUCUGGUUGGAACACCAUAUUGGAUGAGUCCUGAAGUUAUUUCUAGAUUACCAUAUGGGCCUGAAGUAGAUAUUUGGUCAUUAGGGAUAAUGAUCAUUGAAAUGGUUGAUGGCGAACCACCAUUUUUUAAUGAACCUCCUUUACAAGCUAUGAGACGUAUAAGAGAUAUGCCACCUCCAAAAUUAAAAAAUUCUCAUAAAGUUAGUCCACGUCUUCAAGGAUUCCUUGAAAGAAUGCUUGUUCGUGAUCCAGCUCAAAGAGCAACAGCAGCUGAAUUGUUACAGCAUCCAUUUCUUAGGCAAGCUCAAAGCCCAAGUAUUUUGAUUCCUCUAAUGAGAGGCGCAAGACAUACAAAUUGUUGAUAGGUGAGAUGAGAUUAUUAUGAUUCCAUUAAAUGCUUUCAUUAAUGAUUGCAAUAGUAGACACAGAAGAGGAAAAGUGCUAAAUAUGCCUGAUGUAAACAGUCAUAAUUAUAUUGUAGAUCAUGUAAAGUAUAAUAAUGUUUAGACAAUUUAUUCUGAAAAGUUUAAACAUUCCAAUUAUUUCUGAGCUUAUACAUAUUAAUUUAUAUAUAAAUAUAUGAACUAUUUGCCAAUAAUAUUAAUGUUAUGAAAGCAAGAUGUUCUAAAGUUACGUAUAAAUAAAGUUCAUAAAUUUUUCUUGAACAAUUUCUAAAUGGUUCCUGAAUAAUUUGCGAACUUGUAUAUAAUUUUGGUUUAUACAUGGCUGAUAAUAUUGGAGAAAUAAAUAAGAUAUCAAUUUAUAUCUACUCCAUGUAGAAUAAAUAAAAAGUGCCUU
Messenger RNA from Vespa crabro (European hornet), 2719 nucleotides. RefSeq names its product serine/threonine-protein kinase PAK mbt (gene mbt). Gene Ontology annotation, cellular component: cytoplasm. NCBI's taxonomy places the organism in Eukaryota, Metazoa, Arthropoda, Insecta, Hymenoptera, Vespidae. The coding region runs from base 256 to 2283 and encodes 675 amino acids. Gene Ontology annotation, molecular function: protein serine/threonine kinase activity; ATP binding. The transcript is spliced from 7 exons. The record is from RefSeq and is a predicted model, not a curated record. Gene Ontology annotation, biological process: intracellular signal transduction; protein phosphorylation; regulation of MAPK cascade.